AUGGGAGGAGAAUCUAGUUUUUCAACUGUUGCACCACCAGUCUUCGAUGGAGACAAUUAUCAAAUAUGGGUAGUUCGUAUGGAGACUUAUUUGGAGGCUUUGGAUCUUUGGGAAGCAAUAGAAGAGGAUUACGAGGUCCCUCCGCUUCCAACAAAUCCUACUGAAAUCUGGGAUUAUCUCAAGACUGAAUAUGAAGGAGAUGAGAGGAUUCGUGGAAUGAAAGUCCUGAAUUUGAUUAGGGAUUUCGAGUUGCAAAAGAUGAAGGAGUCUAAAUCGGUGAAAGAGUACUUUGACAGACUUCUCAGCAUUGCUAACAAGGUGAGAUUGCUUGGUUCUAUAUUAAAUGAUUCCAAGAUCGUUGAAAAGCUGCUAGUCACUGUUCCAGAGAAGUUUGAAGCCACCAUUACUACUCUGGAGAACACCAAAGACUUGUCAAAAAUUUCUCUUACAGAGCUCUUGAAUGCUUUACAAGCACAAGAGCAAAGAAGGUCUAUGAGGCAGGAAGGGGUGAUUGAAUGUGCUUUACUUGUUAAGCAUCAAGACAGCAGCAGGUAUAAAAACAACAAAAAUUUCAAAAAUCAAUUGACGUAUGGAGAUUCAUUUGCCAAUUAUCAGAAGACAAAAGGAGGAGGUUUCAAAAAAUCCUAUCCACCUUGCCGCCAUUGUGAGAAGAAAGGUCAUCCACCAUACAAGUGUUGGAGAAGACCUGACACCAAAUGCUCCAAAUGCAAUCAACUUGGACAUGAAGUUUUGAUCUACAAAGUCAAAGGACAGGUGAAAGAAGUAGAUGCACAGAUAGUUGAUCAAGAAGAAGAAGAUCAAUUGUUUUUGGUCACUUCUUCCUCAAGCAAAUAA
This is a messenger RNA of Cucurbita moschata (crookneck pumpkin), 855 nucleotides long. RefSeq lists its product as uncharacterized. Lineage: Eukaryota; Viridiplantae; Streptophyta; Magnoliopsida; Cucurbitales; Cucurbitaceae. The record is from RefSeq and is a predicted model, not a curated record. The transcript has 2 exons. Bases 1 to 855 code for a protein of 284 amino acids. Gene Ontology annotation, molecular function: nucleic acid binding; zinc ion binding.